Messenger RNA from Racocetra persica, 472 nucleotides. Lineage: Eukaryota; Fungi; Glomeromycota; Glomeromycetes; Diversisporales; Gigasporaceae. The record is from the annotation of a GenBank genome assembly.
AUAGAAAAAUUAUAGAAUUACAAGAUCAAGGACUAGGUAAAAUUGAUCAGUCAAAAGGUUUAACAGCAGAAGAAAUUUGUCAGAUUAUAUUAUAUCUUGAAUAUGAUGCACAAACAGCAUUAAAACUUACUUGGAAAGCUUUUUCCUGGAAUACAUACUUACUAGAAUUUCAUACUGAUCAACUUAAUAAUAAAUUUAAGCUGAUUCAAGAUCUUUGUAAUUAUGUUAAUUUAUGUCCAUCAGAUAUAUGCGAAUAUUUUUAUUUGCAAUUAACAAGGAAUACUCAAGAAAUUAAUAAUGGAAACUGGUUUGGUAAAGAAAGAUUAGAAAAAAAUACUUUAAACAAUAUGAUAAAAAAAAUUGCUCAUAUCUCAGGUAUUAACAUUACUAAUCAAAUAAUUACUAAUCAUUCAGGAAGAAAAACUGCUAUUCAACUUUUAUCAGAUCUUAAUAUUAAUGAGCAUGAAAUGAU